Messenger RNA from Pyrenophora tritici-repentis Pt-1C-BFP, 2037 nucleotides. The record is from RefSeq and is a predicted model, not a curated record. Lineage: Eukaryota; Fungi; Ascomycota; Dothideomycetes; Pleosporales; Pleosporaceae.
AUGGUUCCCAACCCCAAGGAUAUGCCUGGCGAGAUCAAGAGCAAGUCGCCAGUGCGCGAGCCACCACCCAAUCCACGAGAUCAGCCCAUGCAUGGUCGUCCGGGUUACACCGUAGGGCAGCAUCUCGAUGAGUUUGAGGACUCAGACUUUGACGAGAUUGUGUACACGACUCUUCAUAGAAAGCUCAGUACGCCAGGACUAACGCUGCCUGUAUCCAAGGCACACGCCGACAAGGCCGCUUCGCCACAAGGAAAGAUCAAUCUCAGUGGUAUCGUCGGGGCUCUUCAAGCAAUCAUAGAGUCCAUGGGCAAUGGUUCGGACUUCUCCAGCAAGUCUGAGCUGAUCGAGAAUCUUUCAGUUUGUCAAGAUGGCUGCAAAGAUAUCCGCAACAAUAUCAAGGGAGAGACAGAGCGAGCGUGGAAUGCGUACAAGGCGUUCAAGAGCGAACACGCAGAUAUCCGCCGCGACAAGGCCCAAGACACCCUCAUGUCGCAGGCCGCAGCGAUCCUGCACGUUGUCGACGAGAUGAUGACCGUCGGACAACUGCGAGUGAUGUUGCUGACCAGCAUGAACACCUUUCGCCCCAAGAAGGAAGAUAAACCAGUCACCAAGGUCGGCUCCUCCACCCACAUCAACGCCAAGAAGGAAGAUAAACCAGUUACCAAGGCUGGUUCCUCCAUCCCGAAUAACGCUCAGUUGGCUGCGAAGCCAUACGUCGACCGCGGCUUGAAGCCCGCUCCCUCGGCUACGAAGAUCAAAUACAAACAAGUGCCUGUGUCAACCCCCGCAGCUAACACCGUCCCCAUUGUUAAGCCUCAAGAGAAGGCUAACAUGGUUACUUCAAAGACAGUCGGGAAGAACACGACAAAGCAGCGAGUCAAGUUCUCAGAUUACAUUGUUCAAAAGGCAUCGAAGAAGGUACCCGCAGUUGCACCACCACCAAUAUCGCGCACCAAACAACAGCGAACCGCCAUGGGUGAUCAAGUAGUUCCAUCUACUAAGACCCACGUGGACAACGCCGAUCAAAAGAUGGGAGGUGACGAAGCUUCCGAGGUUUCCAUGAGUGUAUCUCCUGAGACUGCACCUGCGCUGAUUGAGAAGCCCAAGGAUGACGAUAUGACUGAGGCAGUCGUGGCCACAAUUGAUAGCACUAAAGUGGUAGAGUCCUCCAGUGUUGGGAAGACAGCUGAUAGCACUGCUACUGCUGUCAAAGAUGCUAAGACGGCUGCGGCUAAGCUAACCUCUUCAAACCCCUCUGAGAACGACAAAGUCGGUAUAUCAGAAGAGAUGACUCAUGGCACUGUCUCUGCUCUCGAUGAUGCCAAGAAGCUCACACCCUCUGUCUGCCUUAAACCCUCACAAGCUGGUGAUGCUGGUACUUCGAAGAAGCAGCAAAAGUCUAAGACACCACCAGCGAAACCGAUCCGCUCUGGAUUCCGACAGCCCGGCCAACUAGGCAUAGCCCGCCGCGUUGAUCGUAGAACGAAGAAGACUCCUCCUCAGGAGGAAGUCGAAUCCGAUCAUGCGUCUGAGUCUUCUGAUGAUGAGGCUUGGCUAGGGCCCGCUGGCUUCAUCUCAGCUGGCCGAGUACCGAAGCCUAGGGUGCAGAAGACUAAGAACGACGAAAAGAAAUCCAUUCGCAAGAAUGACGAGGACGAGACGCGAGAGUCUCGCAAACCCGUUCCGAAGACGUCUAGGAAGUCCGUCGGCUGCACCAAGGAGGGUCUCAAAGACGCCAAGAUGAAGACUCCUGCUAGCACUGUUGCUCCUGUUAGCACUAUCACUCUUCCUGGCACUGGCACUCCCGCUGGCCCUACUGCUCCUGUUGGCACUAUUGUUCGUGCUGGCACUGCCUCAAAGAAGAUCAUCACACCUUCCUUUGGAGCAGGUCCCAAACCAAAGAUCCGGUAUCGCACACUCCCUGCACCAUCCAACCCACCAAAGCGCAAGCGCGGAGGUGAUGAUGAUGAAGACGAGGCUCUUCCGCCGGCGAAGGUCCCUCGCAAGAACGCGGCGAUGAGGACGCGACGCGCUUGA